Protopterus annectens (West African lungfish) is the source of this 10961-nucleotide messenger RNA. Its product is annotated as calcium homeostasis endoplasmic reticulum protein-like. The coding region runs from base 143 to 1777 and encodes 544 amino acids. Gene Ontology annotation, molecular function: RNA binding. NCBI's taxonomy places the organism in Eukaryota, Metazoa, Chordata, Ceratodontiformes, Protopteridae. The transcript is spliced from 5 exons. The record is from RefSeq and is a predicted model, not a curated record.
UAAAGUUGAGCAAUCUGAAGGAAGGACGAAGUAUGUUGUUGUGGAGUUUGCCAACAUUGCUAGUGUCUGCAAAGCUAUUAAUGAAGUGGAUGGGUACAAAGGCCUUAGGCUGUCAUUUGAACCAUCGAAGCCUACUGUUUGUAUGUGGAUGGGUGAUCUCCCCAAAAACAUUACUGAGGAGUACCUGAUGCAGAUUUCUAAACUACAUGGCCAGGUGUCUGAGAUUAUACUAGACAAGGUGAAGGGUGAAGCUUUGAUAAUAUUUCAUUCAAUUGAAGAAACAGAGAGAGCAGUACAAGCUGCCAGGAAAAAGAAGAUUUUUAAGCAAAAAGUAGUGUGUGAUUUUGCAUCUGCAAAUCUUCGAUUGGCCUUUUAUCGUUCUAUGGAAGCUACUGGACAAGAAAGGAAGAAUGUCCUUGCUGCAUCUAAAGAUAAGCCAAAACCAAACAUAUCAGCUGGAGUAGCAUCCCAGAUGACACCUGGAAAACUUGUGCCACCUGUCCCAGCACCUGGAAGAGCUGUGCCGCCUGGCGCAUCAUUUGGAAAAGCUGUGCCUCCUGGCCCAUCAUUUGGAAAAGCUGUGCCACCUGGUCCAUCAUUUGGAAAAGCUGUGCCUCCUGGACCACCAUUUGGACAAUCUUUACCUUCUAUCCCACCAUCAAAUGUCAGAGGUCUCCCCAGUUCUAAUAUUCCUUCAGAUAACUUCCAGAAUCCUCCAAAUUGGAAUGAUCCUUACCAAAAUAUGCAUUCAUUUGAUGAUAUGCAGAUGCCAGUUUCAAAGGACAGGGAGAUGCCAAUGCACAUGGACAGGGAAAUGCCAAUGCACAUGAACAGAGAGAUGCCAAUGCAUCCACCUACAGAUUUUCCUCCUCACCAAUCAAUGAUAGAGGAUAUUGGUCCUUUUGGAUGUCCAUCCAUGACACCAAAUAUGCAUCCAUUUGAUAAUCCAUGCAUGCCAUUUGAUAAUCCACGCAUGCCGUUUGAUAAUCCAUGCAUGCCGUUUGAUCAAGCACGCAUGCCAUUUGAUCAUCCACGCAUGCCAUUCGAUCAUCCACGCAUGCCAUUCGAUCAACCACGCAUGCCAUUCGACCAACCACGCAUGCCGUUCGAUCAACCACGCAUGCCGUUUGAUCAACCAUGCAUGCCGUUUGAUCAACCACGCAUGCCGUUUGAUCAACCACGCAUGCCGUUCGAUCAACCACGCAUGCCGUUCGAUCAACCACGCAUGCCGUUCGAUCAACCACGCAUGCCAUUUAAUAACCCACGCAUGCCGUUUGAUCAACCACGCAUGCCGUUUGAUCAACCACGCAUGCCGUUUGAUCAACCACGCAUGCCGUUCGAUCACCCACGCAUGCCAUUCAAUCACCCACGCAUGCCGUUCAGUCACCCACGCAUGCCAUUUGAUCAUCCACAUAUGACACAAGAGGAAAAUCCUUACAGUAAUUAUAUAGCAGCACAGAAAAAAAAAAUGCAAGCCAAUUUGCUGGCUUCACCAAAUAAGAAUAAGGAUAAGAGUAAGAGUGCAAAUCCGUAUAGUAACUGGGAGGCAGCACAGAAGAGAAAACUUGAAAGUACAGAAUCAUCAGAAAAAUUGAGAAAAAUUAAUGAAGAGAAUGAAGCUGCCUCAGGGGGCUCAUCUACAGCUGAGGUCUCUGCAAAAGUCUUAUCUCAAGAUGGUACAUCAUUAGCUGAGUCAGCAGAUGAGUCAUCCCGUUGUUCUCCAGCAGAUGACUCAAAAGCAGCUGUCCAGUCCUCAGAUGACCCAUCUGCAGCCUGAUCCUUUAACAGUUGACUGAUUUCUGGCAGCUAGUCAGCAGCCAGCCCAUUAGAAGCUGGUAGUUUACAAAAUAGCCCAGCACCAACCGACCCAUCAGCUGACUAAGCUUCAUUCAGCCUGACUCAUUCUAACCCUUCCCAGUCUUAUUCACCUUCGCUAGAGUAAAAUUACCACUUAACUAUCAAUUUGACUUGGAUUUGGAACUAAACCACACCCAGCAGAGAGCCAUGCUUGAGAAGAGAUUGUUUUUGCAUUCAUUACAUUAUUACCACUUAGAAGAAAGUAAGCAAAGUCAUACUGGAAACAGACUGCUUAGAUCAACAUGUUUAAGGAUAUGUCCCAGUAUACAUUCUUAGUCUUUUAAAUAGUACUUUGCAUUUUAUGCCAUACUGUAGAUUAUUAGUGAAGGAUUUAAAAAAAAAUGUUCCUGUAAAAUAUUUGCAGAAGUAACUGUAAUAACCAUCUAAUGAGACUGGUGUGGGUGUAUUAAGAAGUCGGAAGAAUCUAAAUGACUUGGAAAGUUGCAGGUUUUUUUUUUUGGUGGAUGACACUGGCCUUAAAAAGAAAAUUGUAGAUAAAAAAUUGCUCAGAUGGAGCUUCACAGAAGGACCCUGGUAGAGCAGGAAGGAUUUUAAAGAUAGUAAAAUACAUGUUCUUAAUGUUCUAGACUGAGUGUAAUUCCUAAUAUUUUAAUAUAAAGUGCUGAUAAUUUUCUACUGAGGUGAGUAAAUUCAUUAAGCAAGAUUGUUGCAGUAAAACAGCUUAUUAAUUUCAGGUCUGUGGGUUAUAUGCAUAUACAGACAUACUUACAAGACAGACAGAUGCACACGCACAGACACACCCAUUUCUGCAGUAUGGGAAUUAGGAUGUGAAAUCCCCCUUCUCCUUUAAGUAGGCAUUGACUACUUUUUUUCAGUAGGCAUUGACUACUUUUUUUCAGUCCAUGAACAUUUGAUUCCUAUCUAGAUAGCACUUUUGUAAUAUUCUUAGCUGUUCCACCACCAUUCUAGUUGUAUUUCAUCCGCAGCAUCUUCUUUCUUCUCUAUCAAUCUCCUCAAGCUGUUUACCUCACCUCCUCCACCAGGAACUGCUUUCAUUCCAGAUGUUCAUUCCCCUGAUUUUUGUGUGCCCUUGCUAUGUUUGCAUACAGUCUUUCCCUACAGAAGACUACUACACAGUGCCUACUAAGUACUUAUUAGCUGGUUUGAGCUGUCUUAAUGCUUAAUAUCCUCUCAAACCCACACACCAACAAGCUGAUGCCAGACUUUUACCUGAGUCCCUUAACAGCCAGAGUAACCACUUAUUUUUCCUCGUGUAUCCCUUUUUUGUUUUCUGUUUGCUCCCACCAGCUUACCAUAAGCUGCCACUGGCUCCUGUCCUCUGUCACCAGGUCUACUGGGCUUGCCUUAGCCUUCCCUGUGCUCAACCCAUCCUCAUGUCGAAGGUCGGGGAGGAGAUUGAGGAUGGUGGUGCAAUGUCCUAUUGCUGCUAAGGAGUAUAUCCCAACUCCAGUACCUCACCACAGCAAUGUUUGGAAGCUCCAUAUUAGAGCUGUGUCAGCAAGUGCAUAUACAACCUCUAAGUGGUCUAACCACUUGAAACAUGGAGCUUGCUUGUCUCUUAACUCUGCUGUAGUGCAGCUAGCAUAGGUUGCCCCCCCCAGAUAGGAGAGCUAAUAUCAAAUGCUAGCCCAUCCUUGGGGGGCAGAGGGAGAUGGCUAGGCAUGCAAGGAAUAUGCCAGCAGCAGUCUGGCUGUGAUGUUAGGUGUACUCUCCAAAUAGCAUAUGUUGUAGCAAGAGGUGAGCAGUACAAGACUGUGCAUUUGUUUGGAGGCCAGUAUUGUGAACCACAUGCCCUUCGCUGCUCCGUGAGUCAUUGACGUAAGAAUGCUCCUAAUGGUUGCCUGAAUGGUGGCCUCAUGUGGUCUGCUCCCAUCCUACAGGGGAGCAAGAUUGGCCAGUUAACUCGGGUCCCACGGAAAUAAUAAAAUGGUCAUUUGGCCAUGGGAGGGCUGAUGGUUAGCAGGCCAGUGGGAUUAUAAAAUAGAUUGUGUAAAAAAAGUGCUAACAGUUUCAACUUGGUAUCCCACAGAAACAGGAGGGGAAAUGCAAGGUCUGUCUUAACAUGUAGCAGGAUGACUUUGGAGCAUAGGCAGUGCAUGUACUAGUAGGAAAGUCCAUCAAGUGUCAGUAUUUCAAUGUGGAAUCCCACAGAAGCAGAAGGAAGGAACUCCAGGUCUGCAUAACUGCCAGAAUGCAUAGUGCAAAUGCCUGCAGGUGUAUCAAUUGUGCUGUCCCAGAUUGAUAUCAGAACACCAUAAAAUGGCAAAAGGUACAGAGGGUAGACAGAAUUCACAUUUAUGGUGGCAAUUUCAGUCUUAAGGUUGUCUUACAACCCAGUUGUGUUCUGAUCUGUCCCCAAAUAGGAAAUCAUCAAAUGGAAAAACAUGGUGUCUGGGUAUCUACUCUGUUUCUCACAUUUCCAGAUUACAUUCUUUCCUUUUGGAUUUUGCAUUUGAAAAAAAAACCUACUAAUACUUCCUUUUUUUUUUUUUUUUUUUUUUUUUUAUGUUUUGCAUCAAUCCUUUGUUUUGGUAGAUGAUGAGGGGACCCGUGGGAAGUGUAUCCCCCUUGGCAAACAGCUUGGAAGUGUACUUUUUUUUAGGGUGGGAGCAUUGUUUUUCCUUUGGAUGAACUGUUAUAGCUUUCUGAAUAUCAGCCUGCCCGUGAAAGAUGAUCCUUCAAGACCUCUACCUGUGCUAGGUCAUUGUCUUCAGAAUCAUGGACUCUUCUUCAUAGGCAUCUCCCAGGUCCAUCAGGGUUCAUUGGACCAGAGUAGGGACUACCCACUGUGGCCUCGCUCACUAGAACUUGCAGUUAAGACCUUCAAGUUAGACACUUGUUUGAUAUGUGGUGGGACCUGGCUUGCAACAGGAGUACACCCUCAGGCAGUACAGAUUUAUGCCUGCACCAGAACCUGCACAGGCCUCUCUUUUCACUUUGCUGUAGCAGCUGUGCCCUUGAAUUUCUGUGAACAUUUAAUGUGUGUAUUGUAACUGUAAAAUUCCAGGGGGUAUUUACACAUGACACAUCAGGAAUAUUUUGGUAAAUUUGGGGUAAGCUUGGCUAGGCCUAAAAUGGCUGUUGGGCUGAUAGCCUAAUAACCAUCUUUGAAUCCGAAUUCUGUGCCACCAAACAGCAUUUACCUUUCAUAUUCUUAACCGAGAUGCAUCAGCAAGCAUGGCCUGCCCUUCCCAGAUUUUGGGUCUAGGCGGAAUGAGAUUAUACCUUGUUCUACAUCCAGGAAAGGGGACUUGGAGGCUAUCUUGUCUAAGAGGAUAAGGAUAAUGAACCUUCCCCUUUGGAUAACCCUUUCCUUUAGAGAAACGUCUGGCUCAUGAAGUCCUCUGUGGACCGACCUGUGUCCCCUGCCUUGUUCCCCAGAAACAUCUCCGUGGGUUGUCUGGAAGUAGGGAAGGAGCCAUGAAUCAUUCCAGCUGUGGAGCUUGUGCUUGAAGAUGAUGUUUUUGCAGCCUGUAACCACCCAGAUAUUGUUGAGUUGGUGCCAAGGCAGAAGGCUGGUGCCUCUGCAAGUCCUCCAUCAUCUGUUGAGUGGAUUGAGACCCUUUCUGAACACUAUUUGAUCUCAUGUCCCAGAGACCAAAACAUAUUACUGUUAUCACUGGAUAAGAAGACUAAAGCUGUGAACAGGGGUGGUGGUGAAGAAGAUUUCUCCAUUACAUUUGGGACUGGAUCCCUCCACUUUUUCUCAGAUUUCCAAAUUUCAGUCUUUCCUGUCGGAUUAGACAUUUGGAAAAACUUUCUGUGCUUCCUGAUUUUGGAGUCAAGAAGGAUCUAGUCAGUACUCAACACAGCUUAGUGUGUGGCGAGGGACCUCUGUAAGAUGAAGAAAAGCCUCACUGUGCAUGAGAACCUGUAUAGUCACCCCACCUCUUUGCCUCCUUGUCCGUUCCCAAGUCAAACCAUCUUCUUGGCAAGAAAAAAAGCCUUUUUGCAGCCCAGGAGUGAUCCUGAAGCAAUUGGCAGUUUUGUAUCCCCAUUUCUGCUGAAUCUCCUAGGGUCACACUGCUAGCCAUGACUGUCCUGGUUUACUCUGGUUUGGGGAAAAUUAAAAAAAAAAAAAAAGUGGGUUCUCCACAUGGUCAUUGUCAGCCACAUCUAAGCCAUACCUCUCAACUAUCCAGAUUUUUGCCUAAUAUUUUGGGUAUGUUCCUCAUAACUUUUUUUUUUUUUUUGGCAAAUCACUGAGGACUGAAGCCACUAAAUAAUGACAUACAUUUGAGUUUUAGACUUCAUAUCCUUCAGAAAAUGCCUGAUAACACAAAUCUGUUAUUCUAACAAUGUUCUAAGUUUAUAAGGGCAGUAUUUAAAAUCUCUUCCUGUUUUUGGGCAUUGUUCAGAUUUCCUGAACUAAGAGUUAGAGCGGUAUGGUCUAAGCUUAUAGUUGAACCUCUUGAACAGCUUCACAUGAUAAAAAACUUUCUCUUCAGAGCUUUUGGAAGUGGUGUGAACAUAAUGUAGACGAGGUGCAGAGGCUGUCCCUCCUUUGGAAUUAAGCCAGUGAUUUUAUUCCUGCUUUUUCAUUUCAGAAAUGACAGAAUAUUUCAGUUGCCACAUGGACAUUAGCUGCUUCAACAAGCACAUUGAGUGCAGUUGUAUUCCAUAUGUUGCUUUUCUAGGUGAUCGUAUCUCUGGAACCACAGUGUACUUGAGUGGUGCCACUAAACAUAAUAGAUGCUUUUUCGCACGUUAUCAUCUGGGGUCCACACAGGGGGUUCUUUCACUUUGCUUUAUGUGGCACUGUUUUCAAUACAAAAAAAGUUUAGCUUGUUUGGUCUCUCUCCUUAGUUCCUAGUGUGUUUACCAUGGAGCUGACUGUUGUAGUAGAGACCUUUUAUAAGCAGAAACUUUGAAUGUUUUUAUAACUGCAUGACUGGCUUCAUAGGGGGAUUUCUUGGUAGUGUCCCUGACUUGGGCGCUAUGAUGGUUGCAUUUAUUUGAGGGGGGGGGGUCUGCAUGUAUUCUUUCUGAUUCCAUCCUGGGAUUGUUUUCCACAGGGCAGAGUUGGACACUGUCCAGUUCUGGUCAUUGUUACAUUCACAGAUGGUCAGGAAGGUCAGGUUUGUGAGAUCCAUAAUGAUGACACAGAGGAGGGUCCAGAUUUAUACUUUUCUGUGCCUUCUGGGCUCUGUUGGUCACUGCUUUCUUGGUCCCCUUUGCUUGCCUGAGUGCAUACAGGUAUUGGAAUGAGCUAUGAAGUGCCGGUGGUUGUAGAGUCGCCAAUAUUUAUAGCUUCUGGUUUCAGCUCAUUGUCUGCAGGCUCUUGGGUAGUGUGGACAGUCUUCAUCAGCCUCUGGGUAGGUCAUCUUUUCCUGCAGAAGUGCUCAGUAUAGGUUCUGACUCUUGCCUCACACGUAUAGUGGGAGCAUCCAUUAGCUUCUCCUUGUGCAAGAAGAAUGCCUCUUAAUGCUAAAAAGGGGCUGUACAUAAUCCAGCUACAUCUGAGGGCAGUGCUUCUUGCUAUGAAGGCUGUGGGUGAGAAAGCUGAGACCGUAUCACCUGAUUCAAUCCAACAAACACUCCAUCAUGCGAUACACAAGCCAGAAAUAUGCCACUUACUUAUUUCUCUGUAUAGAUAAAGUGCAUUAUUACUUUCUAAUCCAUUCACAUCCUGUGGAUCUCCCUAAGCCACCCUUCCAGUCCUCUUAUGGCACUGGUUAGUGAUGAGCUUCAAAUGACAGAUGUCUUUCAGGAAUCGGGUGGGGUACCCCUGUGGGUGACCUGUUUCCUAUGUGGGACAUUGCAGUCAGCCGAAUUUUCUGCUCUGUGUAGUAGCCCAAGAGGGUUGUCAUUGGAUGCAUCCCCACUCCUGUAGCAAGGGAGAUUCUUGCAUACCUUACCACCAGUGUUUCUAAUUCCAUGCUUUAUUGCAAAUUUCAAAAAAGAAAGACCAGUGCUCAGCCUUAUUGCACCAUGACAGUUCUGAAUAGUGUGGUUUCAAGCGCUGAGUUCCUUAGCUGCACAGAAAACACUCCUGCUCCAAUCUGGGAGAGGUGUCCAUUUCCACCUAAGGGUAUGUCUCUGGUUUAGAUAUCUCUGGACUUUGUGACUGGAAGUGUAUUGUUGACUGCAUUUGAUAGAAGACUUUCAUCACAUCAGACUUAUUUUCCUAAAAGGAAAAGUUUCUCCAUUUUUGGUGAAAGGUAUACUGUUUGCCCCACUUUUGUUAGUUGUAGGUGAUUCUUUCUUACCUUUUCAUCACCUGUAUGAUUUGAGUUCACCAGUAUAGUCAAGUUAUGUGUCCACUAACUCUGCCCAUCAUGAUUAUGGAGAGCAGGACUGUAGCCUAGCACUGGCUGGUCACCCACUUUCUUAAAGUGGUUAACUCCAUCCUUCUCUUUGGGACUUUAAUUUCAUUAUUAGUGGGCUUGCCUAUCCUACAUUCAAGCUUUUUGGUUCAGUGGCUGUGAACUAUAUCUUUUAGAAGGCACUUUUGUUGGUGGACAUCAGAUUUGCUUGCAGGAUCUUGGAGUUUGUGAUUCUCAUUUGUAAGUAACCGUACUUAGUCUUUCACAAGAAUCUGGUAACCCUUAGGACCAACCCAUGUUUCUUCCUGAUAGUGGGUCUGAAUUGUUCUUUAACCAGUCAGGUCAUUUCCCUGUUUUGAUCGAAAAGUAAGACAGCCCUUCUUACCAUGAACUUUGCAGUGAGAGCAGACGCUCUACCUAAUACAUUAGUUCUGAAAAGCUGAGUAAUUGUGCCUUGCCUUUGCUCCAAGAAGGGUGGGUCAGGUAGUUGCCAAAGUGACUCAGAGUGGGUUGCUGACUGCAUUACCUUUUGCUGUCACUUUGUCUAACCAUUGUUAAAGGCCACUGUGCCAGAGAUGUUGGUGUUUCUUCUUACUUGAGAAAUGCAUCUUUUAAGAGUUCUUUUUCCAGCUACUUACUUGUUGGUUCAUACUUUGAAUGUAACUGCAGCAGUAGUAUGGCCUCCUUCUGUAAUUUGUCUUCUGAGCCUGCCACCCAACAUUUGUGUGAUUUAGGCCUUAGUUAAUCCAUGGACAUAGUGCAUGUUUCAGCUUUUUCUGCCCAUUGUAAACUUUUGGAGGGUAGGGUUGUGGUCUAGCAACAGUUGUCAAGCAGAUCCUGAAAAGGGACUGUACGUCUCUAUCUGCUUUUAAAGAACCAAUGCCCUCUGUCGGAUCUGAACUUUCAUAAUGAACACAUUUUUCUGCCCCGUUUGAACCUCCUUUUCAGCAGGGCUGAAAUUUAUUAUGGAAAGCCUCUUUAUCCAGUGCCACCACCCCUUCUUGACACCAUUUUGGAGAUGCAUUCCCUCAUAUGUAAGAAGCUUUGUCUUUCAUGAGACUCAAGUGACCUUUAGGGAGCAGUCAAGAUUUCUUCCCAGAAGCGAGUUCUGAGUUGCUGUUUAGGAAGUCCUUGUCUUUCUUUAUAGGAGGAGAAACCAGGGGAGAAAGGAUCCUUCACAUCCUGAAUGUGGAGAGUCUGCUCAGAUUUUACCUUAAUUAAGUGUGUGUGUUAAAGAAUUCUUAUCGAUAGUCUGUCUGCUUUGAUCUGUAAAGGCAAGAGCUGGUAGUUGCUAAAGAAACUUUCCAAAGAGAUUGCUAACUCCAUUAUCUUUUGACAUGAGAGACUGUUGGAAAUUGCUGCGGUCAUAGAUCACUCCACCAGAAGAGUAGCUACUUCCCGAAUUUCUCCAAUGCAGGUGUGUUUGUGUUGUUCAUUUACUGUAGUAGACUGUGUUUCACUUGGCUUCCAUCCAGUUUGUGUUCAGAUUUUAUUAUUUUUCUAGACCACGGGCCUGAAACUGCAAUGUGCUGUGCAGUUAUCCACUUCAGUGGCCAUCAGAUUCUCUGGUUAGAUUUUCUUUUGUGUAACAGUACAUCUUGUUGCAUUUCUGAAGCGGUUGAUCAGACUGAUCGGUUAAAUGAUUAGGAUGAGUCAGUGAAUGCAAAUAGUAUUAUUUCUGACCUUUAAUAAUACACAAACACGUGUAAUGCAACCCCAAAAUCCCUGUUAGAUUAGAAGAAAUAGAUAUAAGUAUUGUCCUAUAAAUACAGUAGUAAAGAUUAUUUUUUUUAGUCGGUUUAGAGACCUCUUUUUCAGAUACAGUUAUGUUACAGACUGAUUUCAUGUAAUUAGAUUGGCUUCAAUUAAACCUUCUUGGUAGAUCCUGACUACUCUCAGGUGUUAGUACAUACCAAGUACUAACAUCCCUCCAAAUAUAAAGUCUUAGCUGGCAGCUGUUCCAGUAGGCCAGUUUUCUACAUCUUCUAUAUAUUUUUUUCUUUGAACAGUGUACAUUUGCAAAAAGACUGUUAUUCUCCUUAUCAGGUCUUAAGUUAUACAAGUUCUGUGCAAGAUUUAUGAUGAUAGAAAGAUCUUGUUUGCUUCCCAGUUGUUUUUUCUAUAAAUAUUGCAAAUCCUGAGUAAAAUUUGAAACCACACAGUAUAGAUAGCCAAGUUUGUAGAUAGUGGAGGGGUUUCAUUGGUUCAUAUCACUGGCAGAAAACAAUCUUCUUCUCAAGUGUGAAGUGAAAUACCAUGAAUUAAUACAGCAUUACUAACCAAGAAAGUAGUAAAAGUCAGUAAAUCAUAGACUAGUUUGCAAUGAGUCUUUUAUCCAUCUGCAUUUUAUUUUGGUGUAUAGUUAAUCUUUGCUGUUUUAUUCUUUUUGUCUUGUGCAGAUGUUUGCUUUUAUAUUUGCUCUUAUUGUAAAGUAUGCAUGUGUAAUGCUAGGUUUCAAGGUAGUUUCUGACUAAAAUACAAAUUUGUUACAGCAGUGAUACAAUUUCAUAGAUGUCUGUUUGAUUUGAAAAAUUCACCUCUUUUGUUGUAAAGCAGCAUUUACAUGCAUUGCCUGUAGAAUGUGUAAACCACUGAAGAUUUCAACUUCAUUGGUGAGAAGUUAGUUAUAUGAUUGUACUGUUAACUAGUGUGAUAAUGCUCUGCAAUUAGUUGCCUGUUUGCCUGUAUAAGCAGAUGUUAAGGUGUUUGCAUUAUUUGUUUGUCUUUAAAGAUUUUUUCUUCUGAAUUUGUGAGUACUGCUGAAAAAUAUUUAAAAAUAUCAUGAUGUAUUAUUAUAUUUGCUUUUCCAUAAUGGCUUGGUAGUCAUUAAUAAUUAAUAAAUGUGUUUAUUCUGCA